AUGAAGGAAAAUGGAGACAUCACCAAAGCUUACACCAUUAAUGAAGAGCAAGAAGCUAAUGAUAUAUCAGAAACCAGUGAUAAUAAAGAACAGGAAGACAUUGGCAGACAAGAAUUUAAAUUAAUGAACAAGAAAUCAUUAAUGCAGAAUAGGAAACAAUUGAAACUGUCGAGAUUCAAUAGUAGAAUGCGAGCGUUGAUACCAAUUUCGGAACGUCCGUCGUAUUAA
Cetraspora pellucida is the source of this 228-nucleotide messenger RNA. NCBI's taxonomy places the organism in Eukaryota, Fungi, Glomeromycota, Glomeromycetes, Diversisporales, Gigasporaceae. The record is from the annotation of a GenBank genome assembly.